Molecule: messenger RNA, 1632 nt
Organism: Microthlaspi erraticum
Lineage: Eukaryota; Viridiplantae; Streptophyta; Magnoliopsida; Brassicales; Brassicaceae
Source: the annotation of a GenBank genome assembly
AUGGAAGCUACGAGGAACUUGGUUUCUUCAUCUCCUUCGUUUCCGACGAAGACACAUCUCAAGAGCAGCUACUCUUCUCCUUCCUCUGUAGUGAUGAUGCUACAUGAACAAACAGCAACUCCUGUAGUUAAUUCACGUCAUCUCACCUCUCUAUCUCGACAUUUUCCGGCGUCGGUUCUCUCACAAGAGCCUCGAGAAGAGUCCAGGCCUCCUCUCUCACACGCGUUAAGAGAAGACAGAACAUCUCAGUUGACGCUGGAGAGAAGGCAGUUUGAUGAAUUGGUUUCGUCUAGAGAAGAUGAGAAGUUUGAACAGCAACUACUUCAAUCUGCUGGUUUAUGGAAUUUGUUGAUAUCUCCUUUAACAGCUGAGAAGCAAUUACCGGCAGUUGCAUCGCCUUUAGAAGAUGCAGAAACUUUUGAUGUGGUUGCACUAGCUCAGAAGGCGUUAUCAGCUUCAAAACAAGCUGCAUUGUUUGCUAAAGACUCUGAAGCUGAUCCAAGAGAUUCUCUCUCCACUAGCUCUUCCAUGUCUGUACCGGAAGUGGGAACCAUAGUUAGAUCGAAGCGGCAGCUGGAGAGACGAGCAAAGAACAGAAGAGCUCCAAAAUCAAACGAUGUGGACAAUGAGGUUCCUCAGAAAAUCAAUUCCAAGAAAAAGAUGAGACAAGGGUUUGAUACAGACGAUGCGCUCCAGCUUUUCUUGUGGGGACCUGAGACAAAACAACUUUUGACUGCUAAAGAGGAAGCUGAGCUUAUAUCACAUAUACAGCAUUUUAUAAAGUUGGAGAAAGUAAAGACUAGACUUGAAUCUCAAAACGGAUGCGAACCAACAAUAGGCGAGUGGGCUGAUGCUAUGGGGAUGAGUGGCACCGUCUUGAAAUCCGAAAUCCACCGUGGAAGAAGCAGCAGGGAAAAGCUGAUUACUGCUAACUUACGUCUGGUAGUCCAUAUCGCUAAACAGUAUCAGAAUCGUGGACUCAACUUCCAGGACUUACUGCAGGAAGGAAGCAUGGGGCUAAUGAAGAGUGUAGAGAAGUUCAAACCGCAAUCAGGCUGCAGAUUCGCUACUUACGCCUACUGGUGGAUUCGACAAUCCAUAAGGAAGUCUAUAUUUCAAAACUCAAGAACAAUCCGUUUGCCGGAGAACGUAUACAUGCUUCUGGGGAAAGUAUCCGAAGCAAGAAAAGCGUGCAUUCAGGAAGGAAUAUACAGUCCAAGUAAAGAACAAGUGGCAAGCCACGUUGGGGUAUCAACAGAGAAGCUAGAUAAACUGCUGUACAACACAAGAACACCUCUUUCAAUGCAAGCUCCCAUUUGGGCUGAUCAAGACACAACCUUUCAGGAAAUAACACCGGACACUGGGAUUGAGACGCCGGCGUUGAGCGUGGGGAAGCAGUUGAUGAGGAACCAUGUACGGAAUCUCCUCAAUGUGCUGAGUCCCAAGGAGAGAAGGAUCAUCAAGCUGAGAUUUGGGAUUGAUGGAGGGAAACAGAGAUCGUUGUCGGAGAUAGGAGAGAUUUACGGACUGUCGAAGGAGAGGGUGAGGCAGCUAGAGAGCAGGGCAUUGUACAGGCUUAAGCAGAACAUGAAUAGCCAUGGACUCAAUGCUUAUGCUGAUAUGCUUGUCUAG